Bipolaris victoriae FI3 is the source of this 885-nucleotide messenger RNA. RefSeq lists its product as hypothetical. The transcript has 3 exons. Bases 1 to 885 code for a protein of 294 amino acids. Lineage: Eukaryota; Fungi; Ascomycota; Dothideomycetes; Pleosporales; Pleosporaceae. The record is from RefSeq and is a predicted model, not a curated record.
AUGUCGUCUUCGUCAUUCUCUUUCCGUCUACUGCUCAUCAGCAUUCUUCUUACUUUUGCUACGUUCGUUACAGCGCAGACGUCGUCGGGGGUGCCUUCGACUCCUCCGCCUACAAGCAGUAAUCGUCCCUCUGUCAAUGGCACCACGACUAGACCCCCCGAGGUUGCGCCUACGGGAUCUGACCCCCCAGAUGUGCUGCUCCGCGUUCCAGAGUUGCAUGUAGGCCGCAUUGAAUUGACUGUCGAGAAACUGCAAGCCGACCUUAACCUCAAUGCCAAAGUUGCGGGGCUCGUUCAGAUCAACGCUGGUGUGCAAGUCGGUAUUGAAAAGGUCAACAUUACCAUUGCCGAUGUCGAUGUUAAUCUCGAGCUCGUCGUGCGUCUGGGCAAUCUAGUCCAGAUUGUCGAGCGUGUGUUUGACUCUUUGGACCUAAACCCUCUCUUGAUCGGCUUGAUUGGAAACGUUACGGAUCUUGUUGGCGAAGUCAUUGGAGCCGUUGAUGGUUUGCUCGGAUCCAUUACACAAAACGGAAAAACCCUCAGCUUCCUCGUCGAUAAUCUGGGUAACAUUGUCCAAGAUGUCGUCGGAGCAGGUACAGAUGCUAUUUCCCAAAUUGUCGGAAACUACAAGCUCAACAUGACCGAAGUCGAAGGCAGCAUCAAGCAAGUAGGCAAAGGUCUCACCCAAAAAACCUACUCCUACGAGCCCCUUGGUGCCCUCGUCGACAUCAUUACCAAUACUGCCGGUCAAGUCGUGCAAGCGGUAGUCCAAAAGAAGAAUGGUGGCGGCGGUGGAGGCGGUAGCAGUUCGUCCACCACUGCUUCCGCCACCGGAACCCCAAUGCCUGUUACGCUGCCGAUUAGCUCGGCGACGGGUACUGCGUAA